GUCCCCAGGAAUAAAGAGGGGCAUUUCCUGAUAACAAAAGGGUCAAUUUGUCACAAAGUCCUAACAGACACAAAGGUGUAUGCGCUUCAUAACAGAGCUUCGAGCUACAUGUGGCAAGACUGGACAGACGGAAGGGAGAGGCGGACAGAGGCCCAGGGAGCCUGCAUGCGUGUGGGUCAGCAUACAGACACAGGCCCCAGGCCAGCAGCCCCAGGCGCGCUCUGCACAAACCACCUACCGAUCAAGAGAAAACUCCUCCCCUCCGGAGCCGAGAGCUCCCGACGCUAUCAGAUAUAAAUCCGGAAGUGGAAUCGCUGAAUUGUAUGGAUCCAGGGGCACGAGCCGGAUGGAGGCACUGCCACCCGGACCCACGGGGAGCCUUUGCGUCCCCAGGAAAUUCCAGGAAACCUUCCAGUUAGGCGCCGGGCAGCCUCUGUCCUCCCCACGUUUCUACCAUCACCCACUUUGUCCCCUGAGCUCCAUGUCUCCUGUCCUCCCAGCUCACCCCAAGCCUGGAUGGAAAACAGGAGACCACGCUCUGCUCCAGCCUGGUUCUCCCCUCCUCGUCCACACCUGCCUCCUCAUGAAGCACCAGCGCGACUCUUUGCCGUGCCCCCAGCCCACAUCGCUGCAUCAUUUCGCCAGGAGCGAGCCUUUGUCCCUGCUGACUCCCCUUCCUGGAACACACCUCCUUGGAUUUCUUCUUUUUUUUUUUUUUUUUAACAUGGAAGAGAUGUCUAUAAAGUUAGCGUGUAAUCCUUGCUCAGGGGCUGCGCUGAUCUCUACAUCCUCCCAGGUCGUCGUGUCUUCAUCCUUCGUCCCACGUGCUCUGCCUUGGCCCUCCUCGCCAGUGGCUCCAGUCACCGUAGGCAGUGGUCUCAGUGAGACUCACCAACAGCUUUCCACAUCAAAGCCAUUUGAAACAGGAGGGCAGGGAGCAGGGCACAACUUUUGAAGGAAUGACACAGUCCAAGGCCACAACAGAAACUGAUUAGAAUCAAGUCCGUCCAAGAUGGCAGACAAGUCGACUAGACCUUGAUCCUCAGUAUAAGCUCCUUGUAACACAUCAGCAAGCUAAACGACACACCCAGGGAUGCCAUGACAGUUCCAAGGUCAACCAUCAGAGAUCAAAAGGGGGGUGGUGGCCCAAUUCCUGGAAAACUCCACCCCAUUCCCAAAAUAUUGCUGCUCUUGUUCAGUUGCUAAGUCAGGUCCAACUCUUUGUGACCCCAUGCCCAAAUUAUUAAUAGUUGGAAUAAUCUUCCUGCUCAUUAGCCUAUGAAAUCACCCAGCCCAUAAAAGCUAACAACAGCACAUUUUGAGAAGUACCCGCCCUCUGUGAUGGCUCACACUGUGUCUGUGGAGUGGGUUUCUCUCCGAAUAAACCCACUUCUUACCUCUCACUGUGUUUCUCGCUGAAUUCUCUCUGAGAUGAGACACCCAGAACCUGGACCACGUCUGUGAUCUCAGGCGGAAGGCCAUAGUUUUGGCUCAGCUUGAGUCCUGGAACAUGGGUUCAGGGUUUCCCGGGUGGCGCUAGUGGUAAAGAACCAGCCUGCCAGUGAAGGAGACUAAGAGACUCGGGUUCCAACCCUGGGUCAGAAGAUCCCCUGGAGGAGGGCAUGGCAACCCACUCCAGUAUUCUUGCCUGGAGAAUCCCAUGGACAGAGGAGCCUGGUGGGCUACUGUCCAUAGGAUCGCAGAGUCGGACACGACUGAGCAACUUAGCACACAUGCUCACGGGUUCAAGUCCCAGUCUGAGGUAAAGGGCUUCCGGCAUCUCUCCUGAAUCUUCUGUUCCCUUUCUGAGUGACUCUGACCUGCCUGGACGUACAGCAGCAGCCCUGGCCCCCUCCCACCACUGCUGAAACUGAACUGUGCUCACUGUUGGCAUGGACCCUGGCUGCCCAGUGGACACACGGGGGGGUUGAGUACCAGUCAGGACAGCAGAGGACACAGUGACUGAGAGGAAAAGGUGACCAGCCAGAGAAGGGAGUCAGAAGGCUAAAAGAUACUCUUUCUUUUCUCCAAAAACAUGUUUCUUUCUUGCAAAACAUGUUUCUCCAUAACCCAUAUGGGUGACAUUGUUGGCAUGACAAGCCCAGGGGAUGGGUUUUUCUUGGGCUCCAAAAAUCACUGCAGAUGGUGACUGCACCCAUGAAAAUAAAAGAUGCUUGCUCCUUGGGAGAAAAGCUAUGACAAACCUAGACAACAUAUUAAAA
This is a messenger RNA of Bubalus bubalis (water buffalo), 2222 nucleotides long. RefSeq names its product collagen alpha-1(I) chain-like. The transcript has 5 exons. The record is from RefSeq and is a predicted model, not a curated record. Lineage: Eukaryota; Metazoa; Chordata; Mammalia; Artiodactyla; Bovidae. The coding region runs from base 80 to 955 and encodes 291 amino acids.